CCAAGACUCUACAGCAUGUCUGCCUACAAGAUCAAAGGUGCCCAGGCGAGCUCAGAAGAUCACUACAAGCGGACUCUGCACCGUGUCGAACAGAUCCAGUCUCACCUGUCCAAAGCUCCCCGCACGCAGCGUCUCAAAGGCAAGACAUGCAUCAUAACGGGUGUUAACUCAAUUCAUGGUAUUGGGCGUGCGACUGCUCUGCUCUUCGCCCACGAAGGGGCCCAACACUUGUACCUUCUCGACUUCUCCGGAGAGAAUCUCCCCGAUUUGGAGUCCACUAUUCGGAAACAGUACCCUGACGUCAAAGUUACCACUGUGCAGGCCGACGCUGCCGAUGAUGACGCUAUCUCGGGCCUGUGCGACCUUGCAUUGAAGGAAGAAGGGCGACUAGAUGUUUUCUUUGCCAACGCCGGAUACGCAAGCAGGAAUCCGCUCCAUGAGACUACGGAUCGUGAAUGGAUGGAGACCAUGCGGAUCAACACCUUGUCCUGUUUCCUCGCUAUCAAGUACGGGUCCAAGGCCAUGAUGGAGACCAAUGUGUCUAGGGGGAAGGAGCUUAGCGGGGGUAGCAUCAUCCUUACUGCGUCUGUUGCCGGCUUACAGUCUGGAGCUGGGACUAUUGACUAUAGCGCCAGCAAGGCUGCCGUAAACUCAAUGGCAAAGACAAGCACGUAUCAAUUGCAGAAGACGGACAUUCGGGUGAACUCGAUCUGCCCGGGUCUCAUCGAGACCAACAUGACCAAGGACAUGUUUGACUUCGCCCGCACACGUGGAAGCGGCUCAAAGAUUGGACAACUCAACCCCAUGGGCCGCUUUGGUGUUGCACCAGAAAUCGCGCAAAUGGCCCUGUUCCUGGCCUCGGACGACUCCAGCUACGUCAACGGCCAGAAUAUUGCUGUCGACGGAGGCCUCGCAUCUUCACUGCCUGUCGUUCCUGGGAGAUGGGCAUAAAUUCGCACUGUAGUUUAGAGUGUAACUGACGUGGCUGGGAAUUUUGAUCGUGAUAUUAUGCUUCCGUAAAUCCCAUUCAUGUUUUUGUACCCGAC
Messenger RNA from Coniophora puteana RWD-64-598 SS2, 1046 nucleotides. Its product is annotated as NAD(P)-binding protein. NCBI's taxonomy places the organism in Eukaryota, Fungi, Basidiomycota, Agaricomycetes, Boletales, Coniophoraceae. The coding region runs from base 16 to 951 and encodes 311 amino acids. Gene Ontology annotation, molecular function: oxidoreductase activity, acting on the CH-OH group of donors, NAD or NADP as acceptor. The transcript has 10 exons. The record is from RefSeq and is a predicted model, not a curated record.